Messenger RNA from Drosophila subobscura, 1708 nucleotides. RefSeq names its product membrane-bound alkaline phosphatase (gene Alp6). The record is from RefSeq and is a predicted model, not a curated record. Gene Ontology annotation, molecular function: alkaline phosphatase activity. The transcript is spliced from 3 exons. Gene Ontology annotation, biological process: dephosphorylation. Lineage: Eukaryota; Metazoa; Arthropoda; Insecta; Diptera; Drosophilidae. The coding region runs from base 80 to 1645 and encodes 521 amino acids.
CAGCUCAGUCGAUUGCCAAAUUCUGGCACCCAAGCAACUCGCAAGCAAGUGAGGCUCUGAGGCAACACGGAUAGGCGGAAUGGACAGAGGAUUGAUUCUACUGCUGCUCUGCGGCGUCGCUGUCUGGCUGAGCGCCAGUGCCAGUGCCCAGCGAGAUCAUCAGCGUAAGUGGGGCAGCGGGGAGCCGCAUCCCAUCAAGCAUGAGGAGGAGCUGCUGACGGAGUAUUGGGUGGCAAGGGCACAGGAGACGCUGCACGCCAAGCUGGCCGAGACGCAGGCGGUGCACACGAAUGUGGCCAAGAAUGUGAUCCUGUUCCUGGGCGACGGCAUGUCCGUGCAUACGGUGACCGCCACGCGGAAUCUGCUCGGCGACAGUGCCGAGAAGGUGUACUUCGAGCAGUUCCCCCACACGGGCCUGUCCAAGACGUACUGCGUCAAUCGGCAGGUGGCCGACUCGGCCUGCACGGCCACCGCCUACUUGGGCGGGGUGAAGGGCAACUACGGCACCAUUGGCAUCAAUGCCAACGUGCCGCGGUACAGCUGCGACGGCGCCGGCAAGGUGGAGAACCAGGUGGAGGGCAUCGCCCAGUGGGCGCAGGAGGCGGGCAAGGAUGCGGGUCUCGUGACCACAGCCAGGGUGACGCACGCCUCUCCAGCGGGUGUCUAUGCACACAUCGCCGACCGCAACUGGGAGAACGAUUGGGAGGUGACGAAGCGCUCCUGUGAUCCCGAGCAGGCGCCGGACAUUGCCCGUCAGCUGGUGGAGGGGCGGGUGGGCAAGGCCCUGAAGGUGGUGCUCGGCGGCGGACGGCAGCAGUUCAUCAACACAACGGUCAACGAUGAGGAAGGAUAUCCGGGCUACCGCACCGACGGACGGCAUCUCAUCAAGGAGUGGCUGGCGGACAAGCGGGCGGCCAAUGUCUCGGCCAAUUAUGUGUGGAGUCGCAAGGGUCUCAGCCUGGUGGAUCUCGACAAGACGGAGUAUCUGCUGGGCCUCUUUGCCAGCUCCCAUCUGCCGUACAACGGCGAUCGGGCGCGCAAUCGCAGCCAGCUGGCGGACCCCUCCCUGAGCGAGCUGACGGAGGCGGCCAUCCGCGUGCUGCAGCGCAGCGAGAAGGGCUUCUUCCUGUUCGUGGAGGGUGCCCGCAUCGACAUGGCCCACCACGACACAUACGCCCGACGCGCCCUCGAGGACACGGCCGAGUUUGCUCAGGCUGUGCAGAAGGCUCGCGAAAUGACCUCCGAGGAGGACACGCUGAUCGUGGUCACCGCAGACCACGCACACACCAUGUCCAUCAAUGGGUAUCCGUAUCGCGACCAGGAGAUCCUUGGCCUGACCGAGGACGACACUGACGAUGAGCUGCCCUACACGAUCCUCUCCUACGCCAAUGGUCCCGGCUACAAAAGCGCCUACAAUCAGGCCCAGGGUCGGAUACACCUUACCGAGAAGCUGACGGACAAAACGGACUUCCAGUAUCCCACCCUGGUGCCGCUCGACGCCGAGUCCCAUGGUGGCGACGAUGUGGCAGUCUAUGCCUCGGGUCCCUUCGCUCAGUUCUUUAGCGGCAACUACGAGCAGACGAACAUUGCCGCCAUGAUGGGUCGGGCCGCCGGCAUUGGACCCUACGCCAACGUUCAGCCAUAGGUAGCGCAGGAGGCGGUGUAUGAUGUGAUGUGUCGUCUCGUGUCGCGUCGUGUUGGGGAUACA